This is a messenger RNA of Ricinus communis (castor bean), 2335 nucleotides long. RefSeq names its product ABC transporter G family member 15. The record is from RefSeq and is a predicted model, not a curated record. Gene Ontology annotation, molecular function: ATP hydrolysis activity; ABC-type transporter activity; ATP binding. Gene Ontology annotation, cellular component: membrane. The coding region runs from base 206 to 2212 and encodes 668 amino acids. Lineage: Eukaryota; Viridiplantae; Streptophyta; Magnoliopsida; Malpighiales; Euphorbiaceae. The transcript is spliced from 9 exons.
AUUUAAACCUUAUAGUUAUUUCUCAUGUCUUGUCUUUCUACAAAAAGCAAAAAAUACCUUUCACAGAAUGUUGCGAAACUGAUCUUCUGGUGGUUCCGGCCAUUAAUGGAGAGGAAAAAGAAAAAGAUGGACCUGUAGAAGUUCUAUAUUAUUAGAAGACUGAAAGUAAAGAAAAAAAGGGUGGAAAAGCAAAGCAAAUCUAGCAAUGUACUUAGUGUGGCAAAAUCUAAGUGUUGAGCUAUCAAAUGCAGGAAAUGGAUCUUCAAGCAAUAAUAAUGAAAAGCUGUUGCUCAGGGAGCUUACUGGUUUUGCUGAACCUGGUCGUAUCAUGGCCGUCAUGGGUCCUUCUGGCUCUGGCAAAUCUACCCUUCUCGAUGCUUUAGCAGGAAGACUUGCUGAAAACGUUAAAAUGACAGGACAGGUUUUAAUCAAUGGAAGGAAGAGAGACAUAGGUUGCAGAGAUAUAUCAUAUGUUACUCAAGAAGAUCUUUUCUUAGGAACUCUCACAGUUAGAGAAACUAUAGCAUACUCAGCUCAUAUGAGGUUUCCUGGUACAAUGAGCAAAGAAGAGAUAGAUAAUGUUGUUGAAAACACAAUUCAAGAGAUGGGUCUUGAAGAAUGCGCCAAUACAAAAAUUGGAAACUGGCAUUUGAGGGGUAUAAGCAAUGGUGAAAAGAAGAGAUUAAGUAUUGCCAUUGAAAUUCUAACACAUCCACAUAUAUUAUUUCUUGAUGAACCCACUACUGGGCUAGAUAGUGCUUCUGCUUUCUUUGUUAUUCUAUCACUAAGAAACAUUGCCUGUGAUGGGAAGAUUGUACUCUGCUCAAUUCACCAGCCAAGCAGUGAUAUCUUUAAUAUGUUUGAUGAUCUACUUCUUCUCUCAAAUGGAGAAACUGUUUACUUUGGAGAAGCAAAAAUGGCAAUAAAGUUUUUUGCAGAAGCCGGAUUCCCUUGUCCGACAAGAAGAAAUCCUUCAGAUCACUUCCUUAGGUGUAUCAGUUUGGAUUUUGACAUCAUAAAUGAAGUUCUAUUGCGUUCUCAAAAUCUUUGUGGAAACUCAGAGUCAACUAGUUAUUCAUUGAAUAUGAGAGCAACAGAAAUCAGAGCAAUCCUUAUUGACAAGUACAAUUGCUCUGAACUUUCAAACUAUACAAGAAGAAGAAUUCAAGAAAUCGCGAUGAUGGGAGGAUCUGUUAUUGAAUCAAAGAAGGGAAGCAGUGCUAGCCAAUGGAAGCAGCUUUGGAGAUUAACUGAUCGGUCUUUUGUAAACAUGUAUAGGGACAUGGGUUACUAUUGGCUAAGGAUUGUUUUAUAUGUCUUGGUUGCAAUAUGUAUUGGCACCCUCUAUUUCGACAUGGGAAAAGAUGAUGGUGCAAUCCUGCCAAGAGUUAAACUGACAGGUUUCAUUUAUGGUUUCAUGAUCUGCUUGUCCAAUGGAGGCCUACCAUUUUUCAUUGAAGAAAUGAAGGUUUCUCGUAGAGAAAGGUCUAAUGGGCACUACGGAGAGGCUGUGUUUGUACUCUCCAACUUCAUCUCAUCAUUUCCUUACUUGAUCCUUAUAUCUAUCUUAUCCGGAACAGCAAUCUAUUUUAUGGUGAAAUUUCGUUCAGGAUUCUCUCAUUAUGCAUUUUUCUGUAUGAAUCUGUUCUGCUGUGUUUCUGUUAUAGAGAGUUGCAUGAUGGUUGUUGCCUCACUGGUGCCUAAUGUCUUGAUGGGUAUAGGAACUGGAACUGGUGCAAUUGUGUUCAUGAUGAUGGCAUCAGAGGUCUCUCGACCCUUGGAAGACCUCCCAAAAAUAUUCUGGCGCUAUCCAAUGUCCUAUAUCAGUUUUGUAACAUGGGCAGUCCAGGGUCAAUACAAGAAUGAUAUGGCCGGGCUGGAGUUUGAUUCUCUGAUUCCAGGGAAAUCAAAGAUGAAGGGAGAAAUAAUUUUGCAGACAUUGUUUGGAGUUCCUAUGGGUUACUCAAAGUGGUUGGACUUAACUGUACUUACGUUUAUAUUAUUUGCUCACAGAAUACUCUUUUACAUGAUACUCAAGUACAAGAGUAGAGUUAUGUCACUACUUCCAAGAGUCCAUACAAGAAGAACUCUUAAAUCCCUUGCCAAUAGAGUUUAUGGAGCAAGGCAUAAUGGACUUUCUUCCUCCAAGAGACACCACCAUUCUCUCCAUCCAUUAUCUUCUCAAGAGGGUUUGAGAUCUCCCAUUCCUUGAUGCUUAGUCUAUAGUAAGAAUUCAGACAAGAAAUUAUUAAUGUUGACAUGAAUGUUUUAUUGAUAAUUUUGAAUUCAAAACUAUCUAAAAUAAAAGCAAAUAAAAAAAAAUAUUAUUUUGAUG